Papilio polytes (common Mormon) is the source of this 1121-nucleotide messenger RNA. Its product is annotated as farnesyl pyrophosphate synthase-like. NCBI's taxonomy places the organism in Eukaryota, Metazoa, Arthropoda, Insecta, Lepidoptera, Papilionidae. Gene Ontology annotation, cellular component: cytoplasm. The record is from RefSeq and is a predicted model, not a curated record. The transcript is spliced from 5 exons. Gene Ontology annotation, molecular function: dimethylallyltranstransferase activity; (2E,6E)-farnesyl diphosphate synthase activity. Gene Ontology annotation, biological process: trans, trans-farnesyl diphosphate biosynthetic process. Bases 26 to 1090 code for a protein of 354 amino acids.
UAUUCAAAAGAAACAUAGUCCUUUGAUGAAAAAGAUUUUAAAUGAGUUUGACGAUUAUGUGCCGAAGGUAAUCGAUCAAAGCUUGGCCAGAUUGACAUGUAUAAAAUCCCAGGUGAUGAAAGACAGAAUUAAGAAGGCAGCAGUGUACUACACAGUUGGUCGAAAUCCAGUGCAAGGAGAAUUUAUGGCGUUCGCUUUCGAAUCUAUGAACAAGGACUUGAAGUUAACGGAUGAGGUACUACAUCAGCUGCAAGUAGUCGCUACCACGGUCGAAAUGGUUCAGACAUAUUACUUCUUCUGGGAUGACUUAGAAGAUGGAGCUAAAAUCCGUUUAAACAAAACUUGUUGGCAUUUGCUGGAUAAUAUCGGCCUGAUGGCUUUUAAUGAUGCUUGUAUCAUGAGGAGUUUCAUCGAUGAGACAGUAAGACAAAACUUCAACUUGGAAUUGCGUGACAAUAUCCUGAAAAUUUAUCUUGAAUUAUAUAUGAACGCGUCAACUGGUCAACAUUUUGACGCUGAAAUAGCAAGAUCCAAAAACUAUGACAAUUAUACAAUCGAAGGAUACAAUGCGACUAACACAAUGAAAUCAGCGUACUAUGCCAUAAAAUCUCCGCUUCUCUUAGCGUUAUCUCUUAGUAACAAGUUGGAUAAGGAUUCGUAUGCUAUUGUUGAUAAUGUAGGGGAUGACAUUGGUAUAUUAAUUCAAUGUCAUAACGACUUAAUUGACUAUUUCAACACUAAGGGUAUAGUUAAAGGUAAGUGUGGAUCAGAUAUUCAGAUGGGCAAGUGCUCGUGGGUGACUGCCGCAGUAUUAGAGAACUGCAGCCCGGCACAGCGACGCAUCUUCACAGAAAACUACGGCAAUUCGGAUCCCGAGAAAGUUAAUCGUAUACUCCAAUUAUACGAAGAAAUAAACGUAGAGAAGCUUUACAAACAAGAGGAGCAGAAACGAUUCGACAUAUUCAAUAGAAAAAUCAACGAGUUGCCUAAAAACGCCACACCUUCUGCCGAAUUUUUUAAGAGUUUUUAUAACUUAGUUCAUUAUUAUACCCAAGAUGUUUCAACUUUAAUGUACGACAAGUUAAAUUGAAUUUAUUCCCUUAAGUAGUAAAUAAGCACUG